AUGAGGAGUACUUCAGCGCUAAUAGCGUUACCAAUUGAAAAGAAGUGUCAAAUACCCGCUAAUCUUAGCAACGUAAUAAUCACGAAUAACAACUUUAGGACGAAUAUCGACGCCGGUUCCAGUGUGCCAACAAAUACGUUGGUUACAUUUGCAUGUCAACCUGGCUACCAGUUAGACGGAGAUGAAACGUUGGUCUGUACAGACGAUGGUUGGGACAAAAAGGUGCCAGUUUGUUACAGUCGCAAGUCCCAUCGCGUUGUUGUGUCAGCCGCCCAUUGUUUCUAUGAUGAAGCUAAUUUAAGGCCGUACGAAAAUAAGUUUUUUAAGGUGUCACCAGCAAACGUGAAAUACUCGUAUAACGUCUCGGAUGGUGUCGAUGUAACAAAUAUAUAUAUACCCGAAAUAUACAAGGGUUCCGAUUAUUACGGUGAUAUGGCGAUUAUCACCUUACAACAGCCGUUCACAUUCAAUCAUUCAGUCAAACCGAUUUGCUUUCAAUAUCACACCGAGGGAGCCGCUAAUGUGGAAACUGGCAGAGAUAGUUUCAUAAUCGGAUGGGGUCCCACUGAGAGCAGUCACUAUAAAGACGUCCUUCAGAAAGUGGAAGUAACUACGCUGUCCUAUAACUCCUGCAAUGAAACGUUAAACGGCAAAGCAACGCAACGAUAUGACUUGGCAGUUGAUAAGUUUUGUGUUGUCCGCAAAGGGACCUCAGGCGAGAUUUGUAGAAGCGAUAGUGGUGGAGGUUUCGUCAAAAGUACCAAUGGACAAUAUUAUUUGGUUGGAGUAAUAAGUCAUGCACCAUUGGGCAAUGUCGAUUGCGCGAGAGAUAGUCUUAUAGCGCUGACGAAUGUGCAAUAUUAUGUUAAAAUACGUCAAAGCAUAGAGGAUGAUCAGAUUGAAAAUUAAACCUUGCCGCUGUGAAAAUGAAAGUGACAAACUUUGUACUAUGUUCAUACUUAAGCACAUGCACAUGGAGUAUGCAUUUUAUAAUUAUUACAAAAUUCAUCACAAAGUUAUGUUUCGAAACUGAAUUACUGUUAAGAUAUAAUAUUUUUGUACAAAAACAACAUUUUUAUACUGCAUAUCGCUCAUUUACUUGAAUAGUGUCACAACUCAAAAAAGUCAAUUUUUCAGGAGAGCGAUUUAAAGUUUUCAAUUGUCUCUUAUUUAGCAAAUAUAGAAAAAUGCCAUUAGUUUAUUGACAAAUCUAGUGACCUGUAAUAUAUUGAAUACAAUGUUGAACAUAAAUGGACCGAAUAAAGUGUACUAAUGCUUUUUCUUAGGCAUAAACGUGACCCACUUUCAAUUACAUAUGUUAUUUGAGAAAAAUAUAAAUCAAUUUCGCUGUCAUAAGUUAAAUGUGUCGUUAUUGCUGAAAAAGCAACAUGAAAAAUUUAAUGUCCUCUUCACAAAUCUCGUUUUAACACAAAAUGUUUCGUUCUUUCUGAAAAUAAAACCAAAUUCACCCUGUGACAAUAUGUGUUGUACCACAAUAUAUGUUUUCUGUCUUAAGAAACACCAUGCCAAAUUCUGGUACACCUCAAAUGUGUCAUUAUUGUGUUUAAAAAAUAUUGCAACAUGCCAAGUUUAAUAACGGCACAUUCUUAAUUCACGGUUUAUUUUUCUACACAUCGGAAUGAAAUUUUUAUACAAUAUGGACGACGAAAUUGCGCACAUUUCUGCAUACUCAACUCCAAAAUCGUGUUGUUGUGUUAUGACCCUAUUCAUGUGAAUGAGCGUUAUGUAUAUGUAUUUAUACAUUGCAGUAAUGGUUUUGGGUUAUAAUUUUCUUAAAUUUUUAUUUUUGACUAAAAAAUAUUACCUCAUACAAAUAAUUA
This is a messenger RNA of Zeugodacus cucurbitae (melon fly), 1841 nucleotides long. RefSeq names its product modular serine protease-like. The record is from RefSeq and is a predicted model, not a curated record. Gene Ontology annotation, biological process: proteolysis. Gene Ontology annotation, molecular function: serine-type endopeptidase activity. The transcript is spliced from 4 exons. NCBI's taxonomy places the organism in Eukaryota, Metazoa, Arthropoda, Insecta, Diptera, Tephritidae. The coding region runs from base 1 to 909 and encodes 302 amino acids.